AUGAAUACUUUAGUGAUAGGAUUAAGCUUUUCGCUGAUAUGUUAUUUAAACGGGCAUGAAGAAAAUAAACCAUAUUGGAGCAAAGAAACCAUGGAUUUAGAAGCAUUGCCGUUAGAAAAAUUAUUAGAAAUGAAAAAAGAACUUCGGAUAAAAGAUGAACGUUCGGUACGACGGACGGACGAUGAGGUGGCAGCGGCUACAGCGGAAGAAGACGCACCAAACGCCAUGGCCUUGCGCAGAACCACGGACGUUCUGCGCUCGUCGGCGGCCAGCGGUUCGAUGCAGACGGCCUUUCAGAUGUCCCUUACCGUCCUGUCGUUCCUAGCUUUCGGAGGCUACCUGAUCAGUCUGGUCGCUCAGAACAUGCGCAAACCGUCGCCGUCGAUGGACGGCGCCACGGCGCCACACCCGCUCAAGGCCGUGGUGGUCAACCGGAACAAACGGCCGGGCCUGUUGCUCAGACCGUCCGGCCCCACGACCACGGUCAGCUUCGGCCGGCGCAAGCGGAGCAGGAGGUUCCCUCGAACCACUGUAGUCUGUUCUGAGUAG
Macrosiphum euphorbiae (potato aphid) is the source of this 549-nucleotide messenger RNA. Lineage: Eukaryota; Metazoa; Arthropoda; Insecta; Hemiptera; Aphididae. The record is from the annotation of a GenBank genome assembly.